Molecule: messenger RNA, 6267 nt
Organism: Scleropages formosus (Asian bonytongue)
Lineage: Eukaryota; Metazoa; Chordata; Actinopteri; Osteoglossiformes; Osteoglossidae
Gene: pigo
Product: phosphatidylinositol glycan anchor biosynthesis, class O
Exons: 12
Coding region: 507-3761 (1084 amino acids)
Biological process (GO): GPI anchor biosynthetic process
Cellular component (GO): endoplasmic reticulum membrane
Molecular function (GO): mannose-ethanolamine phosphotransferase activity
Source: RefSeq, a predicted model, not a curated record
UUUUGUAGCUUGGUAACUUCCGCGCUCGUCAAUUCGCUACACGCUGCGUCUCCAUGGCGUUCGGUCAAGAGCAGAGCGAAGGGGGGGUUUGCGACGGACGACGAGGUCGCCAGUACGGAGCCCCGUGGCCGUCUACGAUACGGCGCCUAGUGUGCGUCGCACGCCUGGCCGCCAGGGGGCAGCCGCUCCUCGCGUCACCGCCACGGAGGCUGCGGGCCGCUCUCUUUCUUUGUGCGCGUGGCGGCAGGCGCGCGUGCCGCGCUCGCGCAUUUCGGCGAAGGAAUGGAAGCCGAAUGACAGCGAGCCCAUGAGGGGAAGCGCUGCGAAGCCGAGCCGCCGCUGUGCCUCGCGUUCAGCUGCUCGUUCGGGGGGAGACCGAGACCGAGACCGAGGACGGAGGAGAAGAAGAAGGACGACACAUUGUGUCACACAAGAAAGAAGAAGAAGUGACAAGCCAAGGUCAGCGGAGGGCGGCGUGGACCAGCAGCAGCAGGAGGAGGAUCAUCAUGGAGAGGCUCCCUGUGCUGCUCCUGCUCCUGUGGCUCUGCUCCGCCUUCUUCGUGGGGAUCCACCUGUUCGUGGGCGGCUUCCUGCUCGUUCGCCUCGAGGUCAACAAGAGCAGCUCCUGCGCCGACGCUCUGCUUCCGGGCGCCGCGCGACCAGACUUCUGCGAGGGCGGGGCGCGCUUCCGGAGGGCGGUGCUGCUCGUCGUCGACGCCCUCAGGCUGGACUUCGCGCGCUUUCGCGGCGGGAACCCGCGGCCCUUCGAGAACAAGCUGCCGGUGCUGCGGGAAGUGACGUCGUCGCAGCCGGAGCACGCGCGCCUCUUCGCGUUCCGCGCGGACCCUCCCACCACGACGAUGCAGCGCAUCAAGGGCUUCACCACGGGCUCCCUGCCCACCUUCGUGGACGUGGGCAACAACUUUGCGUCGAGUGCCGUGCUCGAGGACAACCUGGUGCGGCAGCUGGCGCGGGCAGGAAAGCGUGUGGUCUUCAUGGGCGACGACACGUGGGAGAGCCUGUUCCCCAACCAGUUCUACCGCUCUCUGCCCUUCCCCUCCUUCAAUGUCAAAGACCUGCACACGGUGGAUGACGGCAUCCUGAAGCACCUUUACGGCACCAUGGAAGGUGCCGACUGGGACGUGCUCAUCGCCCACUUCCUGGGGGUAGACCACUGCGGGCAUCGCUUUGGCCCCGAUCACCCAGCCAUGGCGGACAAGCUCACCCAGAUGGACCAAGUCAUAAGGUCUGUGAUCAGGCGCCUGCAGAACGACACGCUGCUCGUGGUGAUGGGCGACCACGGCAUGACGGACACUGGCGACCACGGGGGCGAGAGCCUCAAGGAGACAGAUGCCGCACUGUUUCUCUACAGCCCCAGCCCCGUGUUUCCCGCUGCUCUGUCCCAGGCGGAGCCAGAGGUGGUGCCUCAGACAGACCUGGUGCCCACGCUGGCGCUGCUGCUCGGCGUUCCCAUCCCGUACAGCAGCAUCGGACAGGUGAUCCUGCCCCUCUUCCACCAGGAGAGCCGAACGGCAGGAGCGCGGAGCCACCUCAGCCAGCUAGAGGCGCUGUGGAUCAACGCCAAGCAGGUGAACCGCUUCUUGGAGACCUACUCCUACGUGGCGAGAGACAUCCCCCGCGAAAGCCUGUCCAUGCUGCAGGACAAGUUCGCCUCGCUCUGGAAUGAGUACAGCAGCACAGUAAAAGAAGGACGGACCGCUUCCCCGGCGCUGGUCGCUGCCUUGCAGAGCUACCUAACUGCUGUCAGGGAGGUGUGCCAGGCCACAUGGGCCAAGUUCCACCCUCUCAAGAUGGCCAGCGGUAUAGUCAUUCUGGCCACUGCCUGCACGCUGUGCUUCGCUGUGUCUGAGGCGUUGGCAGGGGCCGGGGACACCGUUGCGCUGAGGGCCUCGCUGGCGAUGGGGGCCUUUGCAGGGGCCGGUGUGGCAGUGGGCCAGCUGGGAUCUCUGGGUUACGUGGAUGCAGCCUGGUGCCUUGGUGCAGCCAUCCUCUCCUCGCAGCUCGCGUUCCUCUGGGGGCUGCGCCGUGGCGAAGGAAGGGCUUUCGCAAGGGGCGGUGACCCUCGUCGCACCUCUGGGGGGAGCCUGUCUCCUCCCGUGUUCUCCGUGCCUCUGCUAGUGCUCGCGCUGCGCUGCGCCUCGCUCCUCUCCGACAGCUACGUGAUUGCCGAGGGGCGGGUGGCCACCUUCCUGCUCCUCUCGCUGGGCCUCUACAUCCCCCUUCGCCUCAACUGGGAGGGACUCCUCCUGCCUACGAGCCCAGACUGCCAGAAGGCUCCGGGCCUCCUGCCGUCGCCGCCUCUGUCCUCCUCUGCCGUGCGCAGGGAGAGCCUCGUCCUGCUCGCCGGCCUCGGGGUCCUAGUGGCUUCGCUCUACCUCUCACUCUUCUUGCACAACUGCCGUGAGGAACAGGGUGGCUGCAACCCCUCGCCACUCCUCGUGCCGCUGGCGCGCGUGCAGGACAGCGGCCUGCGCAACCUGCGCUACGUUCUCUCCGUGGCCUCCCUGGCUGCCUGCACCUAUGCUUUGCGUUGCUGGCUGCGCCACUACGGCAACCUGAAUGGCCCGGGAGCGGCUGUGUUCGCGGCCCGCUGGCCCCUGCCCCUGGCCUCCCUCUGCACGGGCCUCUACUGGGCCGUGAGCUCCACCCCCGAGCGGAGUUUCCGCGGGUUUGCCGAGCUCAUCGCGCUGGCGCUCGUGGUCCUGCCCCGAGUGGCCUUCGCCUUCCUGGCGCUCGGUGCCACCCUGCUUUGGAUGAACCCGCUGACCGUCUUCCUGAAACCGAGACAGGCGCCCAGCCAAGGCAAGGGUCCGGCGCCCCUCCCCCGCUACCGGGCCAGCACGGCGCUGAGUCCCGAAGCCGAGCUGCAUCACCUCAUCCCCCAGCUGUACCAGCGCAUGCGCCGCUCUCUGGAGGACGGGGAGUCGUCGGGGGGCCCCGAAGGUGACGGCCGGCCCGCUGUGGAGGCCUACGGCCUGGGCACGGUCUACUCCGCCCCCGUGGUGCUGCUGAGCGGCCUACUGGGACUGGGCCUGCUUCUGCUGCACUCCGAGGGCAUGGCGCUGGCCUUCCUGCUGCUGCUGCUAGAGGGCACCGCGCUGCUGCACCUCCAUGCCUCCUCCAUGACACUCGCGUCCCUGCAGGGAGCGCACAAGGGGGACUUCAGCGUGCCCUGGCUCUCUGUGCUCCUCUGGGACCUGGCUGCCACACAGUUCUUUCAUGCCACGGGACACCUGCCCACCUUCCCAUCUAUCCAGUGGGGGGCAGCGUUCGUGGGCUUCCCCCAGGGGCAUGUGGGCACCCUGCUGCCUGGGUCCCUGGUCGCCCUCAACACCUUCUCCUCGCACAUCCUCUUUGCAGUGGGAUGUCCGCUCCUGCUGUUCUGGCCGCUGGUGUGUGAGGUUCAAGCACCACGACGGGGCUUCGGCGGCUCUGAGCGCAACGCAGUCAUGGAGAUGAGGCUGAGGGAGAGGCCCCGCGAGUUCUCGACCGCCCUUCUGCAGCUCGCUGCCCGCUGCCUCUGCGUCAAGGGGGCCCAGGUCCUGGCAUCUGCCCUGGCUGCUGCCAUACUGAGGAGGCACCUAAUGGUGUGGAAGGUCUUUGCUCCCAAGCUCAUGUUUGAAGCCGCAGGGUUUGUGCUGGCCACCGUGUUCACCCUCGUGGGCUUCGCACUGGUUUUGAGAGUAGACUUUGCAGUAAGUGGUUGGUUCAAGAGGCUCAUUCCUGAGCAGUGCAGGUAACCCUCUUCCCACAGUGCACUGCUGCUGCUGCAGCGCUCUGCACAUCCGCAUGCAGGACCAAGGGACCAAACGGAGUGACUUCAGGGCAGAGCCAGUGAAGCGUGUCCUGAAUGGGGGGGACAGGACGGUACCUGAUGCUCGCUUUAAUGGGAGGAGUGCAGCUGGGAGUUGGGGGAGGGGAGAGGAACACCUGGGUGCUGAAAAGGGCUUCAAGCAGAUGCUAAAAAACAUGGGUAUUAUGGGAGACGUUCCACGUAAGAUGAUGGAGACUGACGGCAGCUCGAUGGAGGAUAAGUUCUCCUCCAGAGAGCUCAGUGCACAGCCGGGCUCUGACUGUCGGCGUGUCGCAUUUGUACCGCUUUGCCUCGACACCUUUAAUUUAAGGCCAAAGAGUGUGGUCUCAGUGCUUCACGGCGCUCUCAGUGCUUUGGCGAGGCCAAGCGACAGAUGGACACGAAUACUGUGAGAACUACGAACUGUUCCAACUAAGCAACAAAUGACCUCUCGUGUUCUUCUUAAGUUUUCUGGUGAUUGGUUUUUAAGAAUCACUUAAUAUAUUGUGCAUGUGUAAGGGUCGUGUGCCGUAGCAUCUCUGAGCACAUUUUUAGCAAUAACCAUUUCAGGAGUGGGUCACAAACUGAUGUUGCUUGGACCUAAGGCAUGAUACGCAUGUGAAGAAAACAUGGCUUAAGUAUGCACAAUACCAGAACAUUACAUUUGCUGUACUUAAUUUGAGAUUUCAUAGAAAUUUGGAUAAAGGAUUGAUUCACAUGGGUUUUUUCUGUUGUGAAAAAUGAGAAAAAUCAAGGUAAAAUUUUCUGGGUUUUCUUCUGUGUGGUAGGCAUAGGUUAGGGGAAAUUUAUUUUAUUUUUCUUUUUAAUCAGCAAGCAGUUUUUUUUUUCCCCCUCUCUUGGGAUAAAUGUCAUAGACAAAUGCAUGAAGACGGCAAAGCAAGUCCCGAAUUUUGCUGUGAGGACUAGAAUAUCUACUGUGCAAUAGAAACACCAGGCUUAUUUUGUACUGUAAUCCGUUUUGCAUUUCCUCUGGACAUGUAGUGUAAGAGAUGCUUAUAGACAAAUGCCAUGCAGAAUAAAGUCCACCGGUGUCUGAUCUCAUCCUUGGUCACAGGUCUACAAGCAAGUUGGUGGCAGUAGGGGAAUAUAGGCCAUAAACUAAACAUGACUAGAAUUACUCAAAUUUCACCAAAAGGUGUAGAUUUUUAUAAUACUAUUUUUCCAAUGUGGUUAAUUAUGAAUCUUACUAAUCAGAUGUUAAUCUAAAUAAAAGUUUUACUUAAACUGUUGCCCUGUUCUCAUUUUCAAAAAGUGAUCAUGUACACAUUGACAUUUCUGAGGUCACACGGAAGCUGAGAAGAUGCUGCUCAAAUACAGUUGGCAGAUCUAAUACCUGUCAUUCAGUUGCUAUGCCAUUUUCACCAGGCUGCUUUCUGUCAUCAGCUGUGUGCUCCAGUUACAGCCAGUCCUCCUCAUUGUUUGGGAGUGUUUUACCGCGUCAAAAUGAUUGCGCUGCACAGUGAUCGCAAACAGCCCUUUUCACCUCAUCCCAAAGAUGCUCAAUGUGGUUGAGAUCUGGGGACUGCGCAGGCCACUGAAGCAGCGAAAAUUUGCUGUCGCGUUGCCAGAACGUCACGAAGGGAUGAAAUACUUGGUCAGCAGAGAUGCUGAGAUCCACCUUGCAGUUCAGAUGUCUGUAUGGGCCCUAGGAAAACAUUCCCCCACACUAUUACAUUUCCGCCACCAUCACCCUGGACUGCUGGCACCAAAGAGGAUGGCUCCAUGGAGUCAUGUUGCUUGCACCAAAUUCUGAUCCUUCCGUCAGCAAGAAGAAGAAAAGUGGACCUGGCUUCAUCCGAACAAGAGAUGCAACUCCUCAGAUUUCCUUGAAUCUUGAAAAUAUUAAAAGCUCUGAGUGUUGUAAACAUCAGGCCCUAAAUGUGAGAAUACAGUAGAGCAUUGUGAGGAUCUGUGAAACCCCUGUUACUAAUGGAUGGAGGCCAAACUGACAUUUCUUCACUUUACUGUAGCUCCCAGUGGAGCCACCGCUUGGACAAGGACUUCAAAGCAGCUUCUCGCUGUGAGCGCGCGGCGCAGCGGAACAGCUCUGAGGACACCUGGUGGGGCUUCGGGGUACUGCAGCGCUCCCACACUUUCAUUUAUUACAACAAGCUUAGACAUUUUUUCCUCUUCAUACAGCUGGGUAAUUUACUGGAGCAAUUUAGGGUUAUCUCUUUGUUCAAGGGACCUAGAGUCGGAGGUGGAACUCGAACCUGUGACUUUGGCUCCAACCAAGCAGCAGCAGCAGUAGUACCCCCCCCCCGGGCCGGCCAGUGGCAGUCCGGGAAGAGGUCGGACGCGGACAACGAAUAUUCAGAAUAAAACUUCGUUUUUCACUCAGACAGAGUGAGGAGGGAUCUCAACCGACUUCCUCCUCCUCCUCUUCCUCCUCCUUCUUCCCGCCCGAGCCGAGGGAGGGAACCCGCCGCGCG